AUGUCAACACGCCACUUCAGCGUUACGGAGCACACCGUUGAAUGUCAGCACAUCCGAGGCUACUACCAAUCCACCGCCAACUCGCAAGAAGAUGUCCUGCACCUCGCUGUGAAGCAAUACACACCACGCAAUAACUUGGCGCCGCAAGCAGGCGACGUGACGAUCAUCGCUGCCCAUGCCGCGGGCGUGUUGAAAGAGCUGUACGAGCCUUUUUUCGAUGACUUGUUGGAGCAAUGGACAGCGACUGCCGAACGGGGCAGGAUCCGCAGCAUAUGGAUCGCAGACGCCGUCACGCACGGGCAGAGCGGUGUCAUGAACGAAGGCCAGCUUGGUAUUGACUUCGACUGGUGGGAUCAUGCCCGUGAUCUGCUGCAUAUGGUCAAUGUCUUCCGUAAAGAGAUGAUCCGCCCUAUUGUGGGUAUCGGGCAUAGUAUGGGCGGGACGAACAUCAUGCAGUUGAGCCAUUUGCACCCGAGGUUGUUUGCUGGCCUCGUGUGUUUCGAGCCUGUCACGUGGAAUAGGUAUGCGCCGCAAUACAACUUCGCGAACAUCUAUUUCAGUGGUGUUCAAAUCGACCGCUGGCCGUCUCGCGAAGUGGCACUGGAGCGGCUUAGGAAGAGUCGCAUGAGGAGCACUUGGGACUCUAGGGUGGUGGCGAAGUACGAGGAGUAUGCAUUGCGUAAGCUGCCUACGCUGCUGUAUCCUGACGCACCGCAGAACAGUGAGGGUGCAGAAGCCGUCACUUUGACUAUGACUAUACAUCAUGACGUCCGCGCCUUUGCACGAGGUGCUCAUCCAGCAGCAGAUAAGAGUUUCAGUGAGUUUCAACCAGACAGCAGGACACAUCCCGAUCUUACACAAGCCGAGUUCGAUGCACUCGGACAACCCGCAUAUCAACCGGCAAUGUUAUCAACGUUUGCCAUCUUACCGUUGAUACGUCCAGCGUGCUUGUACAUCCACGGAGAGUGUGUGAACUUCGCGAAUAACAUGCCUGAAUUUCGGGACGACUUCUUAAGCAGAAUAGGUGUCGGACCAGGCGGCAGUGGUGGAGAAGUCGCGGGCAAGGUGCAGAGGAGAAGCGUGCAAGGCAGUCACUUCGCGCCCCUCGAGCAUCCUAGACUUGUUGCUGAGGUAAGUGCGAAGUGGAUAGCUGAGACUUUGGUCAAAUUUCGUGGUGACGAGACUAAAGAUGAGGCUGAAUGGAAGAGCCUUGACAGGAGGGAGAAAACGAUGCUCUCGGCUGAUUGGAUGUUUUGGGCUGAAAAGGCGUACAAGCCGAAGACGUCGAAGGUUAAAACUACUUCAAAGCUGUGA
Recurvomyces mirabilis is the source of this 1314-nucleotide messenger RNA. RefSeq lists its product as uncharacterized. The transcript has a single exon. NCBI's taxonomy places the organism in Eukaryota, Fungi, Ascomycota, Dothideomycetes, Mycosphaerellales, Teratosphaeriaceae. Bases 1 to 1314 code for a protein of 437 amino acids. The record is from RefSeq and is a predicted model, not a curated record.